Molecule: messenger RNA, 3782 nt
Organism: Ooceraea biroi (clonal raider ant)
Lineage: Eukaryota; Metazoa; Arthropoda; Insecta; Hymenoptera; Formicidae
Product: beta-1,4-glucuronyltransferase 1
Biological process (GO): protein O-linked glycosylation via mannose
Cellular component (GO): Golgi apparatus
Molecular function (GO): glucuronosyltransferase activity
Source: RefSeq, a predicted model, not a curated record
CGCGGACACGUACGUGCAAGAGGGAGAGAAGUGCCGGGUGGCGAGAUAGCGCGCCGAUAACCCUCCGGAACCCAGCUGCACCUUCGUAAAUAGACGCGUGAGUCCGCCUCGCUUCGUCGGGUUCGCCUCUGGGUCACGCGUACCGGACGCGCCGCGGCGGAAACGCGGACUCUUGCGGGCGUGGUCGAGCGCGUGCUUCCGCCGAGCGAGGGCGAGGGUUCCGGAAGACGACGAGGCACACUCGGCUCAGCGUGCGCGGAGGAGACUCGGGGUGGACGCGUCGAUGGUAGCACCGGAUGUACGGUGAGCGUCAACCCGGCACGGCCGACUACGCCAUCAGGCUGCCGCCAAGCGGGGAGGAAGUCUGUCUCGCGUGCCAGCACACAUCAAUGGUUCAGCUGGGAUGCCGGCCGUGGAAUCUCAGUCUGACGAGCGUGGUCAUCCUGGCGCUGUCGAACAUACUGCUGACGUUCCUGCUGCUGCAAUCGGAGACCUGCACGCCGGAGGCGAUCCCGCGGGAGGUGGAGCCGAGUGCCGUCACCUCCGACUGGAAUCUCGGCGGUCUCGGUGUCAAGCAGGAGCUACCGCCGCCGGAUUGCGUCACGCAGGAUUACCAGCCGAUGUCACCUGACGCUAACAGCCUGAAGCUAGAUAUCAGGCUCGGCAGGUGGGACGCACGCCGGAUAUUCCGCACCUUCGACUCGAUCCUGGUCGGCAGCCACUUCGCCGAGCUGUCGCAGACUCACCGGGUCUGCUUGGCCACCCAGAGCUCCGUCGAGAAGUUGCACUCGCUGGUGCAAGUUGCCCUGCACUGGACCGGACCGAUGUCCGUGGCCCUGUACGCCGCCGGUGAUGAUGAGUUCGAGGUACUGCAGCGUUACCUAGUGUACCUGACGAGGUGCUACGAGUCGAUUCGCCAGCGGGUGGUCUUCUCCCUGGCCGUGCCGAGGACGCGGCCACCCCGAAAGCAGCCGCGCGUCUUCGAGCUGCCGGACGCGGUCGACUGCGCGAAACCGGAAGCUACUCUGAACGAGCUCGCCACCCGUAUACCCAGUGAGCAGACCAACUGGCGGAUACGCAACGUGUACCCACAGAAUCACAUGCGCAAUCUGGCGCGCAAGAACUGCCAGACCGAGUACGUGUUCCUGACGGACGUCGACAUCGUGCCGAGCUUCAACCUGACGGUCGCCCUCGACGAGUUCCUAGCUGCCGACAAGUGCGAAAAGUGUGCCUACGUAAUACCCACGUACGAGCUGGACACGCGAGUCAGGUUUCCGCAGAACAAGACCGAGCUGAUCAGAUUGGCGCGGAAGGGCUUGGCGCGACCGUUCCACCAGAAGGUCUUCAUACACAAUCAGUUCGCCACGAACUUCACGAGGUGGCUGCAGGACGCGACGCCGAAUCACAAGCAUCACGAGAACGUGAGGACCAGUAAGGUCUACGUAAGUCACGACGUGACGAAUUUCGAAUUCCUUUACGAGCCGUUUUACGUGGCGAAGGAUAUCGCGCCGUCUCACGAUGAGAGGUUUAUGGGAUACGGAUAUACGAGGAAUACCCAGGUUUACGAGAUGUACGUGACGGGUUAUCAGUUCAAGGUGCUAUCACCGGUGUUCACGGUCCACUGGGGACUGCAGACCAGGAAAAGCAGGCCCGCGUGGCGCGAGCGUCAAAACAGUGCCAACAGGAAGCAGUUCGAGACGUUCAAGAAGGAGGUGUUCGCCCGUUACAUGCGGGACCCGCUGAAGAUGAUGAAGAACACCAACUGACGAAAGGCUCAUCGAGGGUCUCGUUGAUGCGAGGCCUCUCCAUCAUCUUUCGCGCUUAUUAUUAGGUUCAACGUCGUGGAACCCGGAGUAGAAUUAGACUCUACGGUUGCCAUUGCUCAUAACGUAGCUCAAUAGGAUCGCGGAGUGUUUCGCGCGAUCGCAACAAGUCAACGAAGAAUUCACCGUGCCCAUUCCUCACCUUCCGUCGCCUACCUUUCGUAGAAGCGCGACGUGUUAGAUUCUGUAGUUCCCCCUUUCACGAUUUUAUUUUACUUUCGUGACACGGUUCAUUAGAUCACUCCGUACUUUUUUUCUCAUUACAUCAGGAAGCGUUCUUGGAUCUUUGCAUACGUUUGCGCGGAGUAGAAAGGAGAAUCCUUCGAUUUGGAUUUUAUCCUUUGAGGAGGAACAAUAGUAAACCGUAUUAAACGCAGCGAUUCUGGAGUGCUCCGUGCACUGUGAAAGAAAGAUGGGAAAGAGAAAGAGAGAAGGAGAAGAGAGAAAGCAGAUGCCAGAUCGCGUCACCUCGAUCGGUGGAUUCGCGCUACUUAUCGGUUCAUCGAUUCCACCAGAGCCGAACCAAUCGCGGCAGAAAGGAGAGACCGGAGGCAGGAGGGAGGAAGGGGCUCUUGUUACUUCCACUCACGGAAUCCCCAAAGUCAUCAGAGACCGCCGUGUGGGAUCGCGGAAUAAAUAUCUCCUCGUGAGUUCCCUGCGGCACGUACUCGCGCCACAAGCUGCGAGGGAAACGAGGACGGGGGAUCUUAAGUGAGCGUACCUCGUUAGCUGUCUGGGGCUUAAGAGGGUGGCGUUUAAAUCCAAAAUCGAUACUCCGGCUUGACACCGGGCGUAACGCGCCCCGUAACGUACGAACUUGAAGUAACAAAUGGCGCAAACAGUCGUCGCGCUGUUUUCCGACAAAGUGAUCGAAGGAAAAUCAGCAACUUUCAGUUCGGGGGUUGAUAAGCGAUUGAUAAGACCAUUUCGAGAUCGCAGUUCCUUUUCGUACUCCUCGAUCAACGUGGAAUUGAUCGCUCGAUGACGCGAGGUGCUCGUAACACUGAUAAUUCUUUAAUUGUAGGAUACCAUAUGGUCCUAGAAGAUUCUAUGAAUACAAAGAAAUUCUAUGAAUAAAUUUUAUGAUGAAGAAGCAGACAAUAAAAAGAGUUUCAGAGAGUUUUAACGGAAUUCUAAUCCGAGGCUUGAUUAAGCGAGAUACUUGCCCGCAACGAAGAAUCGACGUCAGGGGCAAGCAUUCGUGGAUAAAGGGAUGAAUCUGGUUGAAUACAGGCGAACGGAAGAUGGCAAGUACGCGAGAAAGUGAAAGAACGAAGAGCAUAUCGCGCGCUGCAAGUCACGGGAUCGUGCCAAGACAUAUCAUUUCGUUAACAUUUUCAUCAAGCCGUUUCUCACGCAAGGUGCGCGCUAUGUCAACCACCACCGUCGCUUACUUUACGUUACAAACUUGCGGGAUUAAUUACGUGCGCGAGAGAGAGGGAGUGAAAUAGAAAGAGAGAAGGUGUCCCGAGAUUUGCAGACACAUUUGCGCGGAUGUGGCCUCCAUUUGCUCGCGCGCUGCUACAAGCUCAACGGCGACAACGAUUGCUCAAUAAAUAUCGCCAUCAGUUACACCUGAUCCGAUUAAUCCUUAGACGACAUGCUCUCCCAUUAUCUCUCUUAACUGACACGGCGCGAUCUUUCACGGUUCUCGAUGCAAUUCUCGUCAGGAAAAGAAAAAUGUUUCGUCGAAUACUGAUUUUUAUGUUCUCACUUUCGUUUAUCUAUUGUACAAAGAAACCGUGUAAUAAAAAUAUCGGGUGUUUACUUUACCUUAAGUGUCAAAUUGUUGGAUCGCUGCUGGCGUCGGUUAAGAGUUAGAAACGUCAACGUUUAGUUUAAGGCACAGAGUCAUCUCUAUAUUGUAAUGUUUUUAUAUACUGAUAAAUGUGUAAAGUAUAGUUUAGGCGGUGUGUUGUGAAAUAACAGAAUGUGUAAUGAAGAAUUGCGAAAACUGUA